UCAUCAAUUGUAACCUGACACUUAGGCCGUGGGUGGCUUUUGAAAUACACUGCAUCUGGGUUUACACGAACAGUCCAUUUGAAGAGGCUAGAACACACAGCCAGAUCUCGGAUUAAGGAAAACUUCGUGUAUAUAAGGUUCUCACAGUGGAGUUGGCUAGCUAGCAGCUGGAAACGAGUCGACUUGAAGUGGUUAAUGUUAAACCCUUAGCUAGCUAACUUAGCUCCGGGCCGUUAGCUCACGUAAACAGAAUUCCAAAGGCACCAUCAGGAAAGAGUGUUGUGUCAACGUAUUUGGCCAUAACGGAUAGUAGUGACUCUGUUGAUGCUAGUUAACGUUAGCCCAUAUACAAAAUAACUGAGUCUGGUACCUCGGAUAGUAAAGAAAGGUAGCUAGUUAGCUAAUCAUUUCUCAACUAGAGUUUUGUCGUGGAGCUAGCGAGUUAAUUUACGUUGCUUGUUGUGGACCUGGUUAUUCAUUUCAGAACUACUAACGGGGGCUUGUUGUGCCAGCUAACGACGUUAGUUAGCCCUGGAUACGUCGACUGUCCACUCUUUGCAGUUUAAACCACUAACGACAUGGGUCUUAUAUUUGCCAAACUGUGGAGUUUCUUUUGCAAUCAAGAACACAAGGUGAUUAUUGUCGGGUUGGACAAUGCUGGAAAAACCACCAUACUGUACCAAUUUCUGAUGAACGAGGUGGUCCAUACCUCGCCCACCAUCGGGAGUAAUGUGGAGGAGAUAGUGGUGAAGAACACCCACUUCCUCAUGUGGGACAUCGGGGGACAGGAGUCUCUCCGCUCCUCCUGGAACACCUAUUACUCCAACACAGAGUUUAUCAUCUUGGUGGUGGACAGCACAGACCGAGAGAGGCUGGUGAUCUCUAAAGAGGAGCUCUAUAAGAUGUUGGCUCAUGAGGACCUAAGAAAGGCAGCUUUGUUGAUAUUUGCCAACAAGCAGGAUAUGAAGGACUGCAUGUCGGCGGCGGAAAUCUCCAAAUACCUCACCCUCAGCUCCAUCAAAGACCACCCCUGGCACAUCCAGUCAUGCUGCGCGCUCACAGGAGAAGGCUUAUGCCAGGGCCUGGAGUGGAUGACCUCGAGGGCGGGACUAAGAUAGCCCCUUCUCCCUCGUUGGAUGUUGAACUGACUGACUACCGUUCUCACCUAUCUGGUGGUAUCUCAGCCUCUCCCUAUUGGCUUCUUAAAAACAAAAAAAUGGUUCAAUUUUGAGCUUAAGGCUGCACGGGAAGCAAGUGUUGCGUCUCUCCCUGCUACAUCAACUUGACCUCACCUGGGUUGUGUUCAUUCGGCACCAAACAGAAGAAAACAAAUCAAAACAGGGAGGGACUUCCAGAACUUGUCCAAUUAGAAAUGCUCCUUUCCAUUGUCCUUUGCAAAACGUUUUUGCUACGGUGUGCUGUAAUGAAUACCACACUAUUAUAAGGUCCUUGUUAACUGGACCCUCUUACUAAACCACAUGGACUUUUUGCUACCUGGAUGUGAUCAAGCUGAUGGUAAACUGCAGUAGAACCACAGCCAGAAAGAACACUUCUCCUCUAAGACUGGAAUACUAAGUGUCCACUUGAAGCGAUUGACACGCCAUCACCACUACAUAUCAUGAUUAUAUAUCAUAAUGCCAUAUUAGGACCUGGAUUAACAUUUAGGUCUCUUGAAUGUUCUGUGCGGAAGUGUUUCAUCAGCCAUGUAUUAAUUUGUCUGUCUAUUUUGAUGCCUACUAUACAGAGGCCUACACCAAACAGUGUUAACCUGACUACCAUAAGUGAGUAGGUAAACUUACUUAGUUGGGGAAAGGAAGGGGUUUAUCAUGGUGAAUGGACACCGGGUAGUAUCAGUAACACAAUGGUAUUCUAUUUUGGUUACAGGAGUGGAAGUCUGUUACAAUACAUGUGUUUUGGUUUAGGCCUAUGUGUGCAGGAUGGCAUGUUCAAGAUGUUAACUACUUUUUGGUGUGUUUUUUAAAAUUUCAUGGUGAGUUGUCGUCGGGGCUUAUUAUACAUGGUCAGAGGCUUCUGUUCAAAAGUAGUGCACUCUAUAGGGUGCUGUUUGGGAUGCACACUGGGUACAAGCCUCGUGGUGCUUGUUUCUUUGACUGUGGGAGCCACUGUAUUAUUGGGAAUAGUCGUAUUGCAUUUGACUUCUCAAGCGAAUGUCGCUGGGAUCUGUUUUUCUUCGCACUCAUUCACACCGGAAACAAAUGGGGUGCUAACUAGUGCUGAGCGAUCAACCAAAAUGUUGUUUAUUUUUUGUUUUUUUAACCGCUAAUUGACCUACGUUGGUUCAAUUAUUUGAAUUCCAUGUAAUUUUUCCCUGUGAGCUCAAUGCACACAUUUCAGUUUCUCCACAGAUAAAUCCGAUCAAGCCCAAUCUGUGCGACGUAUUUUCCAACAGGCCAAUAUUCAUAGUUUAGUGCAGAAAACGUGAUAAUUAACUACAAUGACCAUUAUGCAUAAUCCUACUUUUCAGUUUUUUUCCCGUUUACUCCUGCUAUGUUAGGUUAGUGUGGGGCAGACACUUAGACCGAGAAAUGCAUGAUCAAGAGGGAUAGAGAGCAGUUGCUCCGGGAGGUAUCUCUACCUGAAAAUACAUUUAUCUAAGUGAUUGAUAGUAUGCCUUAUUUCCAUUGAAGAACUACUAAAAUAGUGUUUUUUUUUUUUUUCAGACCGCAUAGGCAGCAGCUCUAUAGAGAUGAGGAGGUUUGGAAUUAAAGUCAUCAAAUAAAACAAAUGUAAUAUACAGAAUAAAAUAUUUUUAAGUAAUAAAUUAAGUGAUGCGCAGUAAAUUGGCAGGCACUACUAAUAAUGGGAAUUUUAAUCAUUGUUUUCUGUUAACAUUUAACCCACAGUGCAUUUAAUGUUAAAAUUGUAUCAACUGAAAACUGUGAUUAUUGAAAAAUAAUAAUCAAACCGAAACCAUACAGACCUCAAAUGCAGUAAUCGCUCGGCACUAGUGCCAACCAACCACUACCGUGGUAAUAUCAGUGUUCAAAGCUCAAGUUUCAUAACAGUAUUGUACACAGGUCGAUGCAGCAUUUUGAUUAGAUUAUUUUAGCAUUUUGUGUAUAUACAUCUCAAGUAUGUGUUGAGAUGUCGAACUGAGCAGGUCAGUAAUUGCAGCUACAUUUGUUAGUGUAUCACCUUAUUCUGACAGAAAUGACUCCUGAGAGUUAAAGUAGCCUGAGUGUCAGUCUGUCUGUGCUAUCACACCACCUCCUUGUUUUUAGCUUGACAAGGACAUCAAUGGAGUUUGCAAAAGCACUAAUGGAUCUGGGACCAAGCAAGCGUUAGAUAUAUGGUAGUCUUUGUGCAUUUUUGACUGCAGUGUGUCGGAACAUGCCAUUCAGUCCCCAUCCGCUUAUGUUGCGUACCCUCAAAACAGCUAGCCUGAUCCCAGAUUUGUUUGGGUUUUAGCCAACCUCUCUAGUUUGAGAAAUUGGCUGAAGCACACAGGUCUGGGACCAGGCUACUGACAGGCCUCAAAAGGAGUUAGGGUUAGGCUUCUCCUGUGUCAAAUGUGCCACAUGUCAGACAGACUCGCAUGUGAAUGAAUGGGAUGUUGAUGCUCUUCUUGUGUCUGAAAGUCUGUUUGCCCUGACAAUAUUUUAUCCCUUGUUCCCGCUGUAUCAAGAUUCUCAGAGUCUAGAAUCAGCCCCAUUCCACAAUCUUACUCAUUGUGGAUGGAACCACUAAAGUGAUCCUAAAUUGGCACUCCUACUCUGAGAAGCAUGCUACAUAUGGCCUCUCACCACCAGGAUUUGUUACGACAUUGGCCUGAUGGGUGAAUUCUUUUAAAUAGCUAACAGAUCUAUGCACGUGUCACUUUGCAGGUGUGUGUGUGGUGAAGUCGAGGAAAGAACUUCAGUCUUUUUCAUUGGGACUAGAUUCAGAGUAGCUCAGGGUCCGGUUUCCCCAAAGUACCUUAAGGCUACGUUCAUCAUUAGGACCUUCGUGGGAGCAUCGUUAAAUCUCUAAGGUGUUUCCCAAAACCACCGUUUUAAUAAAGCUGCUCUUAAACACUUAUUUAACGACGACAUCAGGCCACUUGUAGAACAGCUAAGUACGUCGUUAGAUGCUUUUUUUUGCCCUUCUGCGUGACUUUAAAAGAUAAAUACAGUAUAGGCUACAGACCUAAUAUACUGUAUUUGAAUAUAUAGCUAAUUGUAGACUAGCCUUCCGUCUAAUAUUUGCCAAAUCUUGAUUUAGUGCGUUUUAUAGGGUAAACGGUAGAAUAAGCCGCCUCAAUAUUUGUAGCCAUAGACAAUAAAUAACAUCUCUCUAGGAGCUGAUCCCUCGUCAGUAAUUCUAAUGCUAAGAUUGGAAAGGCAGAACGCUGCUCCGAGAAGGGCAGUAUCAACACAGGCCUCAAUGCACUUAUUGAAUGUACUCUGUGUGGUGGUUUGUGAAAAGCAUGUUAUAGCUUUGACUGUUGUAGGGAAGAUUAAAACGGUCAUAAGCCUAAGUUUCAGUGGGAAACUGGGCCCUGGUCCAUCCCGCGACAAGUUACAGUUACUGGUUUUAAUUGACACACAGUUAGCAUUAUGUGAAACUGAUGGACCCAGGAUGUGUCCCAAAUGGCUCCAUAUUCCCUAUAUAGUGUACUACUAUCAGUAGAGUGCCAUUUGGAAUUGGGACACAUACCCAGUCUCUUCAGAAUCAUAGUGCAUUCCAUUGGUAUCUAGUGCUUUAUACUCUGUCAGACAGUGGAAUGGUCAGACUUAAAUCAGGAUGAUAAUGACAUGUAUGAUCUGGGUUGCACAUUUCAGUUUUAUUUUUAAAUAAAAUAUUGUAUUUUGAAA
This is a messenger RNA of Oncorhynchus nerka (sockeye salmon), 4814 nucleotides long. RefSeq names its product ADP-ribosylation factor-like 8 (gene arl8). Gene Ontology annotation, cellular component: cytoplasm; trans-Golgi network. NCBI's taxonomy places the organism in Eukaryota, Metazoa, Chordata, Actinopteri, Salmoniformes, Salmonidae. The record is from RefSeq and is a predicted model, not a curated record. Gene Ontology annotation, molecular function: GTP binding; GTPase activity. The transcript has 6 exons. Gene Ontology annotation, biological process: protein localization to Golgi membrane; vesicle-mediated transport; intracellular protein transport. Bases 579 to 1118 code for a protein of 179 amino acids.